AUUUUCUCUGGUAAGAGUUAUAAUUUCAGAGAGAAAUUGAGUAGUAGAAGUGAUUUAAAGUUAGACGAUGCUGUUGAUCUGUUCAGUGUUAUGGUCAAGUCUCGUCCUUUUCCUCCAAUCAUUGAGUUUAACAAAUUGUUGAGUGCCAUUGCUAAGAUGAAAAAGUUCGAUGUUGUCAUCUCUAUGGGAGAGCAGAUGCAGAAGCUGGGGAUUUCACACAGUCUUUAUACAUACAAUAUUUUUAUUAAUUGUUUCUGCCGCCGCUCUCAAAUCUCUCUUGCUUUAGCUCUUCUGGGAAAGAUGAUGAAACUCGGCUAUGAGCCUAGCGUUGUCACGCUUUCUUCUCUUGUCAAUGGUUUCUGUCACGGGAAUAGGAUUUCAGAUGCCGUAGCUUUGGUUGAUCAGAUGGUGGAAAUGGGAUAUGAACCCAAUACGGUGACAUUUACAACUCUGAUUCAUGGGCUUUUUCUCCACAACAAAGCUUCUGAAGCUGUGGCUUUAGUUGACCGAAUGGUUGCGAAAGGCUGUCAACCGGACCUAGUGACAUACGGUGUGGUAGUCAAUGGAUUAUGUAAGAGAGGUGACAUUGAUUUGGCUUUACAUCUUCUCAAGAAGAUGGAGGGAGGAAAAGUAGAGCCUGGUGUUGUAAUCUACACCACAAUCAUUGAUAGUCUUUGCAGAUAUAGACACGUGAAUGAUGCGCUCAACCUUUUCAACGAAAUGGAGAAGAAAGGAAUUAGACCGGAUGUUGUGACCUACAGCUCCCUCGUACGUUGCCUUUGUCAUUACGGAAGAUGGAAUGAUGCGUCUCAACUACUUAGAGAUAUGAUUGAGAGGAAAGUCAACCCUGAUGUAAUCACUUUCAGCGCAUUGAUCGAUGCGUUUGUGAAGGAGGGGAAGCUUACAGAGGCUGAGAAAUUGUACGAGGAGAUGAUCAAAAGGUCUAUCGAUCCUAGUAUUUUCACGUUCAAUUCAUUGAUCAACGGGUUUUGCAUGCACGAUCGUCUUAACGAGGCUAAGCAUAUGUUUUCUUUGAUGGUUAGCAAGGAUUGCCUCCCAAACAUAGUGACAUAUAAUACUCUUAUAAAUGGAUUUUGCAAGUGUAAAAGGGUAUAUGAUGCUAUGGAAGUCUUCCGUGAGAUGUCUCAGAGAGGGUUGGUUGGCAACACAGUCACUUACACCACUCUUAUCCAAGGAUUUUUCCAAGCUGAUGAUUGUGAUAAUGCCCAAAUGGUAUUCAAACAGAUGAUUUCUGAUGGUGUAUCUCCCAAUAUCAUGACAUACAACAUCUUAUUAGAUGGGCUUUGUAAUCAUGGGAAGCUAGAGAAGGCAUUGGUGAUCUUCGAGUAUAUGCAAAAGAGUGAACUGGAACUUGAUAUCGUCACAUUUAAUAUUAUGAUUGAAGGGAUGUGCAAGGCUGGGAAUGUGGAAGAAGGGUUGAAUCUAUUUUGUAGCCUCAGCCGAGUGAAGCCUAAUGUUGUAACCUACAAUACAAUGAUCUCAGGAUUUUGUAGGAAAGGUUUAAAGGAGGAAGCAAGUGCCUUGUUCAAUAAAAUGAAAGAAGAUGAACCUCUUCCAGACAGUGGUACUUAUAAUAUGCUGAUCAGGGCGCAUCUUAGAGAUGGUGACAAAGCAGCAUCAGCGGAACUCAUCAGAGAAAUGAGGAGUUGCGGGUUUGUUGGAGAUGCUUCAACUUUUGGCUUGGUCACAGAUAUGUUGUUUGAUGGGAGAUUGAACAAAAGCUUCUUGGAAAUGCUUUCUUAA
Molecule: messenger RNA, 1764 nt
Organism: Camelina sativa (false flax)
Lineage: Eukaryota; Viridiplantae; Streptophyta; Magnoliopsida; Brassicales; Brassicaceae
Biological process (GO): mitochondria-nucleus signaling pathway; chloroplast-nucleus signaling pathway
Cellular component (GO): chloroplast
Molecular function (GO): protein binding
Source: RefSeq, a predicted model, not a curated record